UUUUAAAGACACAAAUAGUAGUUUAAUUAUAGAAAUAUUGAUUUACUUACACUAUAAACGGGCAUGCUCCUCAAUGAGUUAUCUACUAGUUUAAAUUCAUUGGAGUCCACUGAAGAAUGUAAUUUCAUUAAAGCUCUUGCUACAUCUACUCUCCCUUGCACUAUCAUUCCUAUCACUGUGUCCCAAUACUCAGGGUGGUCCUCCGAGCCACGUUCACAUGCCUCCAGCAUCUGGGCUGCUGUCUGUUCAUGGCAAGGGAAGUGAAAUCUCACCCAUUCUAGCAGAAAAGGCAACACAACAUCCCCAGGAAUGUUAUCAAUGUACAAAAUCUCACACAGGUGCCAAAUACAUUCUACAGAGUAAAAAAUUGUGAUGUAGGACAAUAAGUUGCACUUUUUAACACCGUCUUGCUCCAUCGCUGCCGAUUCUUGCAAGCUCUCAAUACAAACUCGAAUAAUAGAUCGGUACUGGCGCGAAAGUUUCAAGAACUCCACUUGAUUAUCCGUGGUUUUGGCAGCUUCGGCCGCUUUUUGAAGAGAUAUGUAAGUACCGUUUGAUUCAUUGACUAGUUUGCGCAAAAUUGGAAUGAAUAACAAAAUAUCUUGGCGUACAUCUAAUAUUUUAUUAUCUAUCGAUACUGGUGCUUUGCUGACUGUUUGACUGCGAGGAUAUAUAGAAAAUUUGUUCCCACUUCUAAAAACACAUGCUGCGCGUUGUUCGAAACAUUUAUCCGGUAGAACCUGUAAAAAUUGAAAUGUAUUCAAAACCAAACAAACAUAACCUCAUCGUAUCAGUAAGCGAGGAUACUUACAAAUGUUUUCGUAUUGCUAUCAGCUUGAGUAUUGUUCCCUCGGCUAAAACUCGACCCUUGAUUGGAUGUAUUCAUUUUAUAAAUGUUCUUGUAAAAGUUUCAGUUAAAAACCAGUUCUAAUUUAUGAUUUGAUUUCGACAAAAUUCAACAGUUUUAUUCGUUAAAAUUCAUUUUCGUUUGUCAAAAAAAAAGAAACGUCAAUCACAAUCAAACGUCAAGUCAAAAUUUUUUUGUUACUUUUUUUUGGGAAGGCAAAGUGAAUAAAUUUUAUACAUUCUACAGUUUAUUAUAUUUCGUAUUUGCCUUGAUUUGUAUAUCUUAGAAUAUUUAUAAGAGUAUACUGUAUUAAGUGAAUACGUAUAUUUAUAAUGAACAGGACUGAUGACUAGUGAAGACCUAUAAUAUGGAUUUACCACUGUUUUUGAAAAUAAUAGAUUUGAAAAACUCAACUCACUUGCUCGAUCUUUCUUAUAUCUGUCCAUAUUAAUUCAUCUAUUCUAGUAUGGCAUAAACUAUAUUUUUUUACUAAUCUCAAUUAGGGACCACUUUAUUUUCCUAAUUACUUUGAACUUAUAACUUCAUGCUUUUUACUAACGAACUAAAGCUGCUAUUUCACCGGGAUUAUUCGCUUGUAAUGUCACAUUUAAGAUUCUAUUAUGAGAGAGUGAAUAAUUGUUAUGACAAUGAGCUGUGUAAUAUUCAAUUCAAUUUAUUCAAUUUUGCAAGAAUUUAUAAUCAAUUAAACACCAGACUAAUCGAUAAUGUUACAAUACAGAAAAAACAAAUGCUCCUGUUAAAUAAAUGGAGGUCAUCAUACAAGUUCGUAAGCUGAGUAUCAUUGGAGGUGUCAUCAUACGUUCGUAGUUCCUGAGUAGUCUUAAUGUACAUUGCACUUUGCCUUCCGUAUGCCUAUGAAAAAAAAACAAAAUUGAGCAUUUAAUACUUUUAUUUAAAAAUUUAAUUUCAAAACAUUUCACGAUAAAUUAAAUUAUGCAUUUUGCUUAAUUAUUAUUUUUUUGUAAUAAUCUUAAACUUGAAUAAAUAAAAGUGAAAAUGAAUGCAUGUAUAAAUACUAUUGAAAGUGAAUUGACCGGACAAAGUGUCGGAAGACAUGUUGAAUUUUGUCACUAAUAAACGAUUUGUCAAUUCGUCAAAAAUUGUUUUGUUUAACCAAAAAUCGGACAAAAUUAUGCAGUAAUUCUAGUGAUAUUGCGUUGUGCUACGAGAAAACAUUAUAAUGUUUUAUGUGUACAUACUAAAAAUACUAAAAUAAGUUUUGAAAACGAAGUUGUCACAAUCCGUUCAUUGCUAAUUGGUAAGUUUUGGUUGUGUCUUUAUAACUGUUCCUUACUAACUUUCUGCAAUAUUUGGACCAAGAAAGCAUUUCCUCGCCGCUCGAACGCAAAGCCAUUCUCCCAUGUGUAGAUAAAUCGCGAGUAUUUUGUAGUAAAUAGUAACAAGCAUGACGUAGCUUCGUCGUAGGUGAGUAGAAUUUAGGCCGCCAGCGCAGAUAAUCCUUUCUUUUAGCCAGUUGUAUGUUUAUACGCGGAUUGUGUGGUUGUUUUGUGACGUCAAGCGUGUGUGUAGUUGGAAAUUCUUUGUGCUAAUGUAGUGUGAUAUGAUAAACACUAUCUCUGCUUGAUAAUGCUAUCAAGUAGAUUGCCUGUGUUCUAGACCAUUAUUCAUGCAGAAUAUACAGUUUCGCCAAAAUCAGUGUUCUGUUUACUGUGGAAGUGUUCCCUAUAAAUAUCUUAUUGAAUGCCCCGUGGUCGGGACGAUAUGCAAGUAAACGUGGCGGGCCUUAGAAGGAAUAUCAAGAAUCUCGCGCACAACUACUCUGAUGCUCAGGUGAAAGUGCGCGAGGCAACUUCGAACGACCCAUGGGGCCCCUCCAGCACCCUGAUGGCGGAGAUCGCCGACCUCACGUACAACGUGAUGGCGUUCACCGAAAUAAUGCAGAUGAUUUGGAAGCGGCUCAACGACCACGGCAAGAACUGGCGGCACGUCUACAAAGCGCUCGUGCUGAUGGAAUACCUCAUAAAGACGGGAAGUGAGAAGGUCGCCAUGCAGUGCAAGGAGAACAUAUUCGCCAUUCACACGUUAAAGGACUUCCAAUACAUGGAGGAAGGAAAGGAUCAAGGUCUCAACGUUCGCGAGAAAGCGAAGCAGCUGGUGAACUUGCUUAAAGACGAGGAGCGCUUAAAGAACGAGCGCACGCGAGCGCUCAAAGCGAAGCAGCGGUUCGCUCAGAGUGCCAGCGCCUUCGGCAGCGACGGCGCCUUAGACACGCCUACCAGUCCUACGUACCCGCCGGUGGACAAUAUGGGGGCGGGCAGCGGGUCGGGCGAGUGGUCGGGCAGGGACGCGGAGUUAGCUCGCCCGUUGACGGCGGGUGAAGAAGAGUUGCAACUACAGCUGGCUCUCGCCAUGUCCCGAGAGGAGGCGGAGAAGGACGAGCGCCGCCGACGGUCCGACGACGUGCGGCUGCAGCUCGCGCUCAGCCAGUCGCAGAACGACUUCCAGACGGUGCCGGAGAAGAAGCAGUCUCCGCAGCAGUCGCACCUGCUGGACCUGCUGGACGUGAACCUGGGCCCUCCCCCGCCCACUAACGGCACCGCCCACGCCUCCGCCCCUGCCCCGGCAGACCCCUGGGGCCUGCCCUCCCCUCCACAGAGGCAGGAAACGUCUUCGGACGCGUGGUCAGGCGUGGGGAGCCCGGCGCGAGACCCGUGGGCCGCGCCCUCUGCUCCCGACCCCUGGGCCCCGCUCGCGCAACUCAACUAUACUGCACAGAACAAGUCCCCUCUAUCGACGCUGUCGUCACCAUCUCCGGGCGAGUUACAGCAAUUCGAUGCGUUAUCGCAGCGACCGCCGCCCUCCAGCGACGACCCCUUCGACCUCAGUGCACUGGGUAACAACUUGUCCCCGCCGUCCUCGGUCACGGGUGCGGUGAAGAAGUCUCCGUCGACAUUCCUGGGGGAGAACUCAUCGCUGGUGAAUCUGGAGCGCCUACUCGUGGCCCCCGCAGCCCCCGCGCCCAACCCCUUCACGCAGCCCCCGCCACAGAGGAACGCCUUCCAGCCCCCCAACCCGCCCAAACUGUCCAUCAACGAGUUGAAGCAACAGCAAAUGGGUCUCACGGGCAUGCCGUUCCAGUCCCCCCCCCCCCGCCUUCGGGGCCCCGGCGCCCGCGCUCAGCACAUCGGCCUCCAUAACCCCGGUCCCGAUGGGCAUGAACACCGCUGUGGGCGGGGUCGGUGACCCCUGGGCGCCGGUGCCGGCACCGCGGUCCCAGUCCCCGUGGUCGCCGCCCAACGCCAGGCAUACGCCCAACCCCUUCCUGUCCUAGCCGCAGCCGCCGGAUCGUGGUUAAAGCCUUCCCGCUGUCGUGAAGCCGUGCUCAUCGUGCCAAGGAUUUUGCAUUCCACGAGUGUGCGUGGACAAUAUUGAACUCUAUUUCUAUGAGCAUUAAAGGCGAGGAGGCGUGCACUCUUGAAAUGCAAGAGCUAUAAGCACGGAAACGGCGAAACUUCGUUUCAACAGAUAAAUCUAAUGCUAGGUAUGUCAGUGGGUGUUUAGUUCGCGCUGUGCUCGCUAUAAGGGGACGUCGGGCUGACUAAACUUUGGAAUAAUAUAAUGAGUCAAUUUUGAUAAAUUCGAUGUUAUCUGUAUCAAAAGAAUAAAAUUAUGUAUGAAGCAAAUACUAACACGCAAGUUCAGUGGUAAUGUUUAUUAGUUUUACCAGAAAUGUGAGUGAAAUAUAAUAAGUUUUCAGUAAUUAUAAAUUUACGAAUAAUAAUACAUAAUUGAUUUUUGCAUAAAAAAGGAAUCUGCCCUGACAUCUUUCUCCGAAUGUAUACUCAAUUGUAUUUAAGUAUUAGCAAAGGAGACCCGGCACUUUUCAUAGAAAAAAUGCUAAACUUGUAUAUAGUUGAAUUUGGUCUCAAAAUAAAGCCAAAAUUAUUUGCUACAUAAAACUACUUUUGCCUUAUUUUUAGUGAAUCGUGGAAAGAAGUUAUUUAAUGAUUAAUAUUUUUUGAUAUAGAAACCCUUUUGAUGACAAACCUACGUAUUUGACAUUGACAGCUAGCUGCUGAUGACUAAUAUUGCCAGACUACGUUACCCAAAUAGGAAACACAGAUAAAAAAAUUAAAAAAUUAUACAACUUUGGCACAAAAUGCCGGGUGUCCUUUCACACUAACAACAAUUAUUAUUAAGAUCGACAUUAAUUUCAUAAAAUGAGGCCUUAAAAUGUGCUGUGAGUAAUAAAUCCAGUUUAAGUGACAAAAGUGCUAUACAAAAUCAUCCUAAUAAUUAAACCACUGUCUGGCUUAUAUUAUAAUUUAUUACUUAACACUAGAAUUCAGAAAUUCACUGUCUCACUAAUGCACUUCAUUGGUAUCGAUUCUGGCGAGAUUCUCUAAACCUAAAUUUAAAUUUGACAAUAGUGUAUCCUUGUCAGUAUCUAUAAAGAGAUGAGAAGGAGAGAGUUAAAUUUAGCUCUAAGUUUAGAGAAUCAUGGCAGAAUUGACACCAUUGUUUGCUAAAUAGAUGGACAUAAUUAUCGCAAGUAAAAGCAAUGUUGCAAAAUUAUAGUUUAAUAGUCAAAUUUAUUUUAAGUAUUUCAAUAAAAUUAUGUUUAAUGUACCAUUAAAUUAUAAAAUAUCAAAUCUAAAUCUAAAGAUUAUAACUAGAAAAAAUUCCACGAGGACCAGGCAGCAGACGGGACUGGAACCCGCACCCUUCGCAAUCCGGGCGAAUGCACUGUUGAAAUUCUUCUAGCCUUUCUAGCCAUCUCUUCGCAUUAUAGGUAACCCGCAAUGUCUGGUCCGCGUGGAUUUUUUUCUAGUUAUAUUCUCUUUAGAUUUAAACAUCAAGCAGUUACAUGCUUUAAAAAAAAUAAAAACUAUAUCAAAUCUACACAAUAAAUUGGUUCAAAAUUCAUAUGAACACAUUUAAAUGUUUACACUAUGUAAAAUAAUUUGCUAAACGCAGUCCUGACGUCCCCAAUCAAUUGUUGUUGUCAUGUCAUGUCAAUCAUGUUGAUUGCACCGCAGUUAUGUUUUAAUGUUUCUUGAAGCAUCUAGCGAACAAUUGUAUGUUACGUGUCUCCUUCAGUCGCUUCAGAUGAAUUCAGCUAACACCCAAAACACCUGUAUGUAACUAAACUAACUACUUAUGCGUAUUUAUCAAUUUAUUUUUAAAAUAACUUUUUGUGUGGUGAGUGGGAAUCAUGAACUUGCAGUAUAUAAAAAAAAAGUGUAUGGUCAGCAAUGUAAUCACCAAUCUAAUUACUAAUUUAAUAACUACUGGUUUCGUUGCUGUCCGUACGUGGUUGGUGGUAGGUUAACAAAUUUAAAGUAAGUUAGGACUGUAUACAAAAUAUAUAUAAUGUAAAUGAGAGGUUUUUACAUAGACUGGUGAACGCUGUGACGUUGUAUAAGAAAUUAGAACUCUUAUUUUGGAUAGACGUUUGGUUGUGGGGCAGGUUUUGUAUAUAUAUAUAAAUAUAUAUAUUCCCAUUUACACUUGGUGAUACUAAAAUUAUAUAAGAAAAUAUCUACUUGUGUUUAUCUUCAUACUGGCUUUAUUAUAAAAGUGAAAUAGAAAAAUAUUGAAGUAAUAGAAUUUUUCUAUAAUUAUAUUUUUUAAACAGUCCCACAACUGAAGGUUAUGCGAAAUUAGACCGUAACAAUAGUCGUGUAGGCCGCAAAUAGAAUUAGCUCCGCCGAUAUCAGAAAAUUCAUAUUGUACUUAUCACCAGAUGAUACAUUAAUAUGUUGGUUUAAAUAUUUCCAAACCAGUAACAUUCGUCUCGACUACGAGGCUUUGUUUUUUAAGAAAUAAACUUCAGAUUCUUAGAAUAUGUAACUAAAUUUUCUAGUUUCUAAACAU
Messenger RNA from Chilo suppressalis (striped riceborer), 6706 nucleotides. The record is from the annotation of a GenBank genome assembly. Lineage: Eukaryota; Metazoa; Arthropoda; Insecta; Lepidoptera; Crambidae.